Messenger RNA from Cololabis saira (Pacific saury), 2471 nucleotides. It is a transcript of the gene pex13, whose product is annotated as peroxisomal biogenesis factor 13. The coding region runs from base 224 to 1534 and encodes 436 amino acids. NCBI's taxonomy places the organism in Eukaryota, Metazoa, Chordata, Actinopteri, Beloniformes, Belonidae. Gene Ontology annotation, cellular component: peroxisomal importomer complex; peroxisome; peroxisomal membrane. Gene Ontology annotation, biological process: protein import into peroxisome matrix, docking. The transcript has 4 exons. The record is from RefSeq and is a predicted model, not a curated record. Gene Ontology annotation, molecular function: protein binding.
UGUUGUUUAUAAAUCUAGUGCCAACAUUAAUCACACGAUGAUAAGUGAUUCAUUGUGUCUAAGUUAUGAAAGUUAUGAAAAGUUUUUGUUUGAAGUCGAUCAUCAACAUACGACUUGCAAUUUUAGAUGAAGGAAUUUACGAGGGGGCCGUGAACGCACCGGGAGAGCAGCUGAACGCUGAACAGUUUCUUUAGUGUUUUUACUUUUAAACAUUUAUUUUAGGAUGGAUUCUCAACCUCCACCGAAGCCAUGGGAAAGGAGAAUCCCGGGGGCCAUGAGCACGCCUGUAAACUACAGGUCGACAGACUUCGGCCUGGCUGCAGGCCUCCCGAACCUGACCCCGAGCCGUCCUCCGGUCCUGACCCGGGUGGCUCCCCCGGUUGCUCCCCCGGUUCCUCCCCGCGCCCUGCAGUCGUCCUACCGUCCGUCCUACGGCUCCAUGGGCUCGUCCUACGGCCCCUACGGGAGCUCUGCGUACGGCGGCUACAGCCCGUACAGCUACGGCGGCGGCCUCGGCGGCUACGGUGGCUACGGUGGCAGCUACGGAGGCGGCUACAGCGGCGGCUACGGUGGCGGCCUCGGCGGCUACGGCCGCCUCCCCGCCAGCGAGGAAGUCGCCCCCAGCCGCUUCGUGCAGCAGGCGGAGGAGAGCAGCCGCGGGGCCUUCCAGUCCAUCGAGAGCAUCGUGCAGGCGUUCGCGUCGGUCAGCAUGAUGCUGGACGCCACCUUCUCCGCCGUCUACAACAGCUUCCGCGCCGUGCUGGACGUGGCCAACCACCUGACGCGGCUGCGCGCCCACCUCACCAGGGUGCUGUCGGCGUUCGCCCUGGUGCGGACGCUGCGGUACCUGUACCGGCGGCUGAAGCGGCUGCUGCGGCGGGGCGGCUCCGACGCCGACGUGGAGGACUUGUGGGCCGACAGCACGGGCGACGCUGUCGGUGCUGCGGCGUCCAGAGAGUUCGGAGCGGGACCGGAGGACCAGAGCGUCAAGUCCUGGCCCAUCAUCCUGUUCUUCGCCGUGGUGCUGGGCGGACCCUACCUCAUCUGGAAGCUGCUCAGUUCCAGCUCCGGCCCCGAAGAAAAUAUGACUAACUGGGCCAGCGGGGAAGAUGACCACGUUGUGGCUCGAGCUGAGUACGAUUUCUCCGCCGCUUCUGAGGAGGAGGUUUCCGUCCGCGCUGGAGACUUGCUGAACCUCGCUCCCAAAGAGCAACAGCCCCGGGUUCGCGGCUGGCUGCUCGCCAGCGUCGAUGGUCAGACCUCCGGACUCGUCCCGGCCAACUACGUGAAGGUCCUGGGGAAGAGGAGAGGCCGGAGGCACGCGGAGAUGGAGAGGCUCGCCCAGGUCACGGAGGAGAACCCAGCGGUCUCCCGGACAACACAGCCGGGUCCAGCCCAGAGUUCAGCUCCGGACCUGAGAGACGCCUCCGCUACGCUCCCCACGGAGCAGACGCUGGAAUCUGCCUUCAGAGAAGCGCCGGCUCCCUUCAGCUCCACCGCAGCGCUUAACGUCCCCGAGAAGACCGACCUGUGACGCCUGUCCUUGCAUUUUAUCAUAUCAGCAACUAGUUCAGCACUGCAAAAACUCAAAAUCUUAACAAGAAUAUUUGUCCUAUUUCUAGUUAAAAUGUCUAAUUUUUAGUCAAAAAAAAUCUCAUUACACUUAAAACAAGACUCAUCACUGGAAAAAACAACCAUUUUCACCUGUUUCAAGUAGAUUUUCCCUUAAAAUAAGUAGAAAAAUCUGUCAGUGGAACAAGAUUUUUUUGCUUGUAAUGAGAAGAUAAAUCUUAUUUCCUUAUUUCAAGUGAAAAUUUACUUGAAACAGGUGAAAAUUGUCAAAUAAGUUAUUUUUCUGGUGAUGACUCAGUCUUGUUUUAAGUGUAAUGAGAUUUUUUGACAAAAAAUGGGACAUUUUAACUAGAAAUAAGACAAAUAUUCCUGGUAAGAUUUUGAGUUUUUGCAGUGAGUCAGUUCUUAUUUGCAAUCGUCAACACAGGAGCUUGAGUUUGAUCAGCUGGCGGUCGGCGUUUGGGCCGUAACGCGACGAACCGCAUCAAGAGUAGUUCCUGAUUCAGAUCAUCGAUGCAAACGUAAUCCUCUGUCGUGUUUACUGUUGUGAAGCAGUCUUUAAACACAGCUUCAUUGUUUGUCUCUGAGGUAAUCUUCCAGCAGACUCUUCGGUAGAAAGCUUUGUGUGAUCUUUAAGUGUAAGUUUAAGAGGUUCAUUGUCUGUUUGCCAGCAGUGUAAUUAGAGCGAAAGUGUUUCCUUUCACCAUGUGAUCAUGUAACCUUGUGUGAAGGCUGCUCAGUCCUCUGUGUUGUCCUUUCAGUGUGAACCAGGUGAGACUGGAUUCAUUCAGAAUUACAAGGGGCUAACUUUGCACAUUUUCAACUAUUUGUUCAAUGCACAUGGUAAUUUUGUAAAUAUUUAAUAUAAUUAUUUUGAAAAUAAAUCUUUUCAAAAUGGG